AUGCAAAUCUCGUCUGUCUUGCUUGGACUCUUGGCCCAGUCGUUGCUGGCUCUGUCCGCCCCUACCGACAACAACUCGACUGAAGCUGCUGCACCAGCUGUCGCGAAGCUUAGCUCUCCUAGACAGUUUCCGUCUGCUUACGGACCAAUGGGUACAUUGGGCGAAGAAUAUUGUACAGAAUGCCAUGACGCCUGUGGCCCUUCCAGAUGCUGUGACCCUACGCCUUACUGCGUUAUUACUACUUCUGGAGAAUGUAAAUGUGAGAACUAA
This is a messenger RNA of [Torrubiella] hemipterigena, 270 nucleotides long. The record is from the annotation of a GenBank genome assembly. Lineage: Eukaryota; Fungi; Ascomycota; Sordariomycetes; Hypocreales; Clavicipitaceae.